This is a messenger RNA of Symbiodinium sp. CCMP2592, 1512 nucleotides long. The record is from the annotation of a GenBank genome assembly. NCBI's taxonomy places the organism in Eukaryota, Dinophyceae, Suessiales, Symbiodiniaceae.
AUGCGACGCCGGCUUGACUUACUUUCCAAGUGGUCUGCGUGGGCCAAUAAGCUGGCCGAACCUAAGAAAGCUCUUCAUGCUUCGCUUGAUCCGAGAGUUGGCGCGGUCCUCUCCGGCAAGAAGUUGUUGCUGCUGGAUCGCAUUGCCACAUCCCUUGCCUGGCCAGAUGAGGAUCUUUUUAAGGACCUUAAGGAGGGGUUCGGCAUAGUGGGUUCCGCACCUGUCACGGGGGUUUUCGCGCCCUCCUAUAAGCUUUCGGAGUUCACUGAGGAAGAGCUUGAUCAAAGAGCGAAGUUCUUGCGACCGGCCUUGUGGGCCAAAAUCUCCUCAUCAAAACCUGGGGAUUUCGAUGCCGAGCUUUGGAGCCAGACUCUUGCCGAGAGGGAUCAGAAGAGAUCCGCGAUCUUCCAAAGAAGGAAGCUGAGGUGCAUUGACGAUUUGUCCGAGAACAGUGUUAACUCGUCCUGGGAAGUGGCGGAGAAGAUUGACCUGCGUGCGAUGGACGAACUUCUUUGGAUAACCUCAAGGCUCAUGCAAUCCAUCGUUGACCGAGGUUCUGUUAAUCUUCGUCUUUCCUCUGGCGAAGUGAUCAGCGGCCCUUUGCACACCGUUUGGCGCACGCGGCCUGAGUCCGCGCGCCCGGUUUUGAAGUGCGUGGACUUGAAAUCUGCGUACAAACAGUAUGCUAUAAGGCCAUGUGACAGCAAGAGGUGUGUGGUCAGCCUCAGGCAGCCCUCCGACGGUCAAGCCGUCGGUUUCAUUUCGCAUACCCUUCCCUUCGGCUCGCUCGCGAGCGUGGGGCAGUUCAAUCGCGUUGCCCGUUUGAUUCACCGCAUCCUUGUCGAGCUGGAGUGCCUGGCCUGCAACUAUUAUGACGAUUAUCCAGUGCUCGAUGUGAGUAUGCUCUCGGCCAAUACCGAGAGGACGAUCCGCAAGCUCAUGCGUUUCUUGGGCGUGGUCUGCUCAGAGGAUAAGGAGUUGCCCUUUUCUUCGGUUGCCGAUCUUUUGGGGGUUCGCCUGGAUCUUAGGGCUAAGGAUUUUUCUUGCGUCACUGUUGCUAACAAGCCUGACAGGGCUCGCGAAAUUUCCGAGUCGGUCGCUAAAGUCCUAUCGGAUGGCCAAGUGGUGGUCAGAGAAGUCGACAGCUUGUUUGGGAGGAUUCAGUAUGCCGAUUCUCAAAUCAUGGGCCGCAGGGGCAAGCUGGCUUUGAGCACGCUUAGGAAGCUCUCGCGAGGCUCAGGCGUUCAUCGGCUUUCUCCUAUUGAUCGUGAGGCCUUUGCUGUUUUGCAGAUGCGCAUGGAUGCUGGCGAACCCAGACGCAUACAGGUUGGUAGCUCUGGACCUUCUCUUGUUGUUUACACUGAUGGCGCCUGUGAGCCUGGUGCUACUCGGCCGCUUUGCACCGUUGGAGGUGUGCUUUAUGCUUCUUGGAACGGGGCUGUUAAGGUUCGAUACUUCGGGGUCACAUUGAGUGACUCCUUGGUCGACCUAUGGGCCGUAAGAAGCACCUAA